This is a messenger RNA of Physella acuta, 10012 nucleotides long. RefSeq lists its product as uncharacterized. Gene Ontology annotation, biological process: termination of RNA polymerase II transcription. Lineage: Eukaryota; Metazoa; Mollusca; Gastropoda; Physidae. The record is from RefSeq and is a predicted model, not a curated record. Gene Ontology annotation, molecular function: helicase activity; transcription termination site sequence-specific DNA binding. Gene Ontology annotation, cellular component: nuclear body.
AUUCAAAUAGUUAUAAAUAGAAAUUGGAUAUUCCAUUCAAACAACAAGAGCACAGGCAACAAAGAUUAGAAUCAACAGAAAAUGAUUCGAUAUUCCUGCUCUUAUGUUACAACCACACAUUGGAUCCUAGCUUACAGAUAUAAGAAAUUUGAACAAAAUAUGUUCUAAUUUACUGAAUCUUUGCUUGGAACUAAACUGAUUACAGAAAUGAUAUCUGAGUCUAGUAUAUCAUCAGAUGAUGAUGAUUGUAUUUUGGAAACACCUACCAAAGUUAAAGUCAGCCCUAGUUAUUCAAGAGAAAGCAAACUCCCAGUCUAUAAAGACAAAACUGAAGAAUCCAUGAACCACAAACCAGCUGAUAGUACACCUGUUGCUUGUAAUUCAAGUACAUCCGUAGCUCGUAAUUCAAGCUCUGAGUUGUAUGUGUUUGAUAGUGAUGCAAGUACCAUUCCAGAGAGUGAUCCGGAUUUGGAUAGUGAUGAUGAUGUAACCACGUAUAAGGCAUCACCACAACCCAUGGAAGAAAAAUGUAUCAACCUGGUAUCCUCAGACGAGGACGAAGAAUCUCAAAGUAUGUUACAGACUCAGCCGUCACAGAGCAAAACAAAACCCUCCCAAGACAGCAUGCCCAAUAAAGCUAAGAAAAUUGUAGAGUACCUCAAACAACCAGCAGUAAAAGAAAAAAUUGGGGCAUUUUUUCAAAAGGCCAUUAAGAUGCAAAAAGAAAAAGUGUGCAACUGGGAUGAAAAACAUGUGGUCAAACGUCAAGUCUCCAGCAACAACGAAGCAUCCACUUCGUUUAGCCAGUUAAAGUCCCCUACGUUUAGUAGAAGUUCGAAGCUCAGUUUGAAAAAAAAUGAUUCCCAAUCUGGAAACACAAGUAUGAGUCAAAGCACAGGUGGCACCCAUGACAUAUCUGACUCAGACAUUGUAUUACUGUUGUCUGAUGACUCCCAGCCCCCCACGCCAAAGAAAAAGGUGUUUCCCUCAUUUUCCAGCACACCAGUCCCUCGGUCAGCCAGUCAAGGUCUUGAUAACACCUCCCCAGUUUUUAAUAGCUCUCUAAGUGAAAAGCAGAGCUCCAGGAGUCAGUCAAAACUGAACAUCUUAUCACCAGUGGGUGACAACAUAGUAGUCUCUGAUGAUUUAAAUCGGUCGAUUCCUUCCUUAGAGAAGCAAGCUUCAACACAGUCCCCCAGAGAAGUGCUUGGUUCACCCCCUGUUCUUUCACAGUAUCCAAAUAAUGAACAUCUACCUGCAGAUGGAAUCACAAAUAGUCAAAAUGUAGAAAGUUCUAGAACGACACAGGAGAGCAAAAGAACAAGACAUGCCUCUUUAGACAGCGUUCAAACAACUGUUAAAAACAUAACCACACAGGAUUCAUCAUUGUUUACACAAAACACCUCCAAUGACACAGAAAAACAGGGUCUGUCAAUAAAGUCCAACAUUCUAAAAUGUAUCAGUAUGUUAGAUAGAUCCCAGGGAACUACACAACAGCUUGCUGAUGCUGCGGCUUUGAAUGUUGAAACUAACACACCAAAUUCUCCAACAACCAUUAUUAACAUUCCCCAAUCUGUUCCUAACGAAACUACCCUGGCAAAUGAACCAUCACCUGUACUUAGUGUAACUGUGAGUGCUAGAACUGAAGGUCAAGAACAAGUGGUCAUUAAACACGAACCUGAUGAGGGUGAACAAGACGAGGAGUUUGAGGUUAACUACUCCGUUAUUGAUAAUGUCGUUCACAUUUUUGAUUCUGAUGAUGAAGAGCUGUAUUUGACUCAGUCUGUUGUUGAAAGUCCACAUAAACUGAAAAGCAAACAUACUGUUGAUGAUGAUGAAAUGAACUCUGAAGAUGAGUUAGUCUUAACUGAUAAUGAAGGGGAUGAGGUUAAGACUGUCAGCUCUGAACACACUGCUGAGGAGGAUGAUUAUGAAUGCAUGACACAACUUGAUGAUGACGAAUUACUUGCUCAUAGCCAAGUUGAUUAUGUUUUUGACACUGAGGAGGAUAGCGAUAAAACUACAGACGAGGCCCAAGACCAUUGUCUCUCAUCAGAAGACAGCCAAGAUAAGAUGUUGGUUUUUAAAGAAGUUUUUGAAAUGGAAACUCAGGAGGAUCCUAAGUCUAGACAAAAAAAUGGGGCUUUGGGAAAUACAAGCAUACAGGAGGGGUUUCAAGACAGCUCUGAAGAUUCUGACAGUUCUGAUUUAGAAAAUAUUUCAUACUCCUUUUUAACACAAGUAGACUCACCUAAAAAGAAAAAAAGACACAAAAAAACUUCAAACAGAAAACAAUCGGAGGAGGUAGAUCCAUACCUAAUACCCACCCAGUGCUCCAGCAAGGAAGAAAGUGUCAGGGAUGAAAAUAAAAACAAAAUCACUAAGGUGGGAAUGUUUAGAAGACCAAACAAAGCUGAUGAAUCUCCACAAGUUUCCAAAAAAUCUGGCAAAGAUGUAGCAGAUGCCCAAGUUGAUUUGGAUUAUGAUAAUGAUGAUGAUGCAUAUGAUGCCCCUACACAAAUCUGCAAGAAAACAGGUGAUGAUGAAGACAUUGAUGAUUUAUAUUUCAGACCAACGCAGAUGCUAAACAAAGAAAUGGAUGAUGAAGAUUCAGAUAUGUAUGAUGCACCGACACAGGUCGUACAAAAACACAGUGAUGAUGCAGACUCUGAUGCACAUGAUGCAGACUCAGAUUUGUAUGAUGCACCUACACAGGUCGUACAAAAACAUGAUGAUGCAGACUCUGAUGCAGAUUCAUAUUUGUAUGAUGCACUUACACAGGUUGUACAAAAACCUACGGAUGAUGCAGACUCAGAUCUGUAUGAUGCACCUACGCAGGUCAUGCAAAAACACAAUGAUGAUGCAGACUCAGAUCUGUAUGAUGCACCUACGCAGGUCAUGCAAAAACACAAUGAUGAUGCAGACUCAGAUUUGUAUGAUGCACCUACACAGGUAGCACAAAAACACAAUGAUGACGCAGAAUCAGAUUUGUAUGAUGCACCUACACAGGUAGCACAAAAACACAAUGAUGACGCAGAGGUGGAUGAUUUAUAUUUUAUACCAACACAAAUGCUAGAAAAAGAAUGUGAUGAUUUGUAUGACGCACCUACGCAAAUCAUAAAUAGUAGUGAUAGGGAUGUAGAGGCUGUUGGUGCUGACUUGACACAGCCCAGUGAAAACAUCCCUUGUCCACUUGACGAUAAAACACAAAGUGAUGAUGAAAAUGAUAUUUAUAAUAUGGCGACGCAGCCUUUCUUUAGUAAAGAUGUAACAGAUGAUGAGGAAAGUAAAAAAGCUAAAAAGAAAAAAGAUGUUCAACUUAAACAUGGUAACGGGAGUGUCUCUAGUCCACGUGACAAAGUAAGUCGUAAUGAAAAUGAGGAUGACAUUUACAAUAUGGCGACUCAGCCUUUAAUGGCUGCAGAUUCUGAUGAUGAACCCAGUAGUGAGGAAUUUAAAGUUAAACAUGACAAGAAGAACAAAGUAACAGAUGUUGAACAGAGUAAUGAAAACAUUCAUACUCAAAGCGAAGAUGAAGAUGAUGUUUACAACAUGGUGACUCAGCCUUUUUUUUCUACAGAUUUGAAGGAGGAGAGGAUCAAUGAUUUAAAAGGUAAACACCACAUGAAAAAACCAGGGCCGUCUUCUUCUACUGAGGAGACCCAUUCUCUACAUGAUCCAUAUAGCUCUGCCACGCAGCUAUCAGCCAAAGACUUGUCACCAGACUCAAGUGAUCAGGCUGACCAAAACAUCAAGACUCAAAGUUACAAAAAUAAAGAAGUAGGUGAACAUAAAAGGAAGCCUCAUUCUGAUGAACAUAGCUCUCAUAAAGAUGUAGGUGAACAUAAAAAGAAGCCUUAUUCAAGUGAACAUAGGUCUCAUAAAGAAGUAGGUCAACAUGAAAGGAAGCCUCAUUCUGGUGAAAGCAGCACUCAAGAAAGGGACAGCAGUACAAACAACUCAAACACAUUUGUCAUCAGUAACUACAAAGGUUAUGUGUCCUUAAUACCCAAACCUUUUGUUUCUUUAUUAAAGGAUAAAUCUAGUAAAACGGUAUCUGAAAAAUCACCAAAUAGUUCUGAAGUUUUAGCCACCGAAGCUAAGACCACACAGCAUAAAAGUGAUGUACACCAAAAGGUUAAAGUUAAAAAAUAUAAAGAACAAGUUGAUUCAAAAACACAAGAGUCAGAUAAAAAAGCAUCCAGUAAAAAAGUAAAAAGUGGGUCUGUGUCAGAGUCAUCCUACCCAAGAAGUGUUAGUCGGAAGAAAGAUAAAGAUACUUCCAAAGAUGUUUUAUCCACAAGUUCACGUGAUGAUCCUGAUAUUAAAAAAAACCACUCUAAAACUGAUCCAGAUGGUGUAGUAAAAAUCUGCAGUUCAAAACACUCUUUGGCUGAUGCAAAAAUUAAAAACCUUAAGCAACCAGACAAACAAAAUAGUCAUUCAAGUAGUUUGGAACACAAUUCGAAAAAUGUAUUUGAGACUUUCACUAAUGAAGAACUUUCAAAAACUGUGAACCGUAGUCAGAGUUUUGAUGAGACUGCACUGCAGAAUUCAGUUAAAACAAAAACCUCCAACCAACUUGAAAAGCAAAGCCUGUCUGUUGACGAAUCAUUGCUUGAUGUAGGCAAAGAAGGGCGUGUUUCAGAUAAAGGAUUAUUGAACGCAGUUGUGUCCAAAGCAAUUAAACGAUCUUCUGGGAUCGAAUAUAAACCAUGUUCAAAGAAAUCUAAGAUAGAAAAAGAUACCAAUGAAGAUAAAUUGAUCUCAGUAACAUCAAGUGCUUCAGCUGCCCCAAUAUCUAGAAAAAGACCACAUGAAUCAUCUAGAUCAUCUAAUUCAUCACCUAAAAAACAGCCGAGUACAUCUAAACUCAUAGCACCACAAAUUGAUAAAAAGGCAUUUGCCCGUCAUGUGGCAUCGGUUUGGAAUAAAAUAAAACAAAGCCAACCCAAAAAAUCUCCAGCCAAAAAAGCGAGGAAAGAAGCGACAAAAGCUAAGGCGGGUGAUAAAAUAACCAUGGGUAUUGAGGCAGCAAAGCAGAAAUUAUUUGAGCGCGAGUUACUAGGUAAAAAGCUAACUGCCGUCGCAGACAUUGCCCCCAAAGUACUUUUUGUUCGCUCUGUAUCACGAGAAGAGAGCACAGACGUGGAAAUGCCUUGCACACAGGAAAUCAUGGCCCAUGGUUUGCCUAUUCUCUCUGCCCCAAUACCAGUGAGACGGGGGCAAACACUGGAAAAGGAAGACAAUUCAAUUAUAAACGCAGACGCUAUAAGCACAAAGAACAAUGUGAAUGAAAAUAGAAAAACUGAAAGUAAAAAUACCCCGGUCGCAAGUCCCUUGGUUGAGGAUGGAGCUAAACUGUCAUUAAAUAUGAUAGAACCUUCUAGUAGCUCAUCUACUGCAGGAUCUAAAAAUUCAAAAGUAGAAACCAGUUUUCCGCAAUCAGUUUCUAAACUUGAAGCUACUGAGCCAAACAGAAGUAAAAUCCCAGAUACCAUAUCACCAUCCUCAGCUGUGAAAAAUCCAACCAUUUCAUCAGUGUCAACAUGUAUUUCUUCAAAAUCUGUUUCAGAUAAAGAGCCAGUUAAAAAAGCUGUGCUUUUUGAAAGCUCAAAAUCUGUCUCAGAUAGAGAGCCAGUUAAAAAAGCUGUGCUUUUUGAAAGCUCAAAAUCUGUCUCAGAUAGAGAGCCACUUAAAAAAGCCGUGCUUUUAGAAAACGUAUUACCCAAACGUACACAGAAUGCAAUAGCCACACCAAAGAGCAUCCUGAGAGAGCCUAACAGGCCAUCAGGCAAUACUGGAAAAAAUGUCAACUUCAAUGAUGCUUCCUUAAGCAGUGUUAGGUUUAUAUCUAAGGAGACAUCACCAUUUAGUCACAUUUUCAGAAAUGUUCAGAAGCUGAAGGAUAAUCCACAGCUGGAUGUAAAUAAAAUUAAAGAAUGGACAUUCAGAAUUCUUAAUUGGAACCCUGAUUGGCUUAAAGAGUAUGAGAAGCAAUUGUCAAAAAACUUGAAGGAGCAAAAACCACCACCUUUGCUUGGGGAUACCACAUAUUCAAGGCUGAGAAUGUAUUAUGAAUCUGUUAAAGAAUAUCAGGACAUUACCUCCAAGCUUUUACUCCUGGAGAUAUGGGAAUCAAUAUACCAAGACUGGAAACAGAAACAAGGCAGAAGUUGGAGCUGUAAAGUCCAUUUGGAUGGGGUUCCUCAUGAUCCUGAUAAAAACAGGAGGUCAAAAGACGGCAAUAAUUUCUCCCUCUUAACAGUUAAAGUGGUUGCUGCAGUCAGCAACCAGGAGAGACGGGAGAUUCCAUCACCAGGAGACCUCCUAGUACUAGAUGCUUGGGGGGUUCUUAAAUCUAAGCCUAAAGAUAAUCCACUGACAAACCCACAGUUUGCCCUCGUCAAAAAUGUCUUUUUCUUGAAGAUUGCAGACAAAAACAGGCUCUGUGAAACAUAUCCUCUUUUUGGCAAAGAGCCAGUCCCAGCAAUGAAAGAAAAUAAUUUUAUUGUUGUCUGCCUCACACUCGAUGUUGCAUUUAAAGUAAACUUCUGCAAUGUCCAGUUAAUGAACAUCAGGAAAAUCGCCAAUUUAAAAACAGCCCAGCGACAGUUGGAGGCGCUUGCCAUGCUACCAGAAUCUCCGCUCUGCUCACAACUUCUCUGUCCAAGUAACCCACAAGUUUAUUUUAAUGAUCCCAUUGACCCUGAACCUCAACUCUUAGCUAAAUUAAACAGCGAACAAGCCAAUGCUGUGGCCACAAUCAAGGACUCUGUACUAAAAAGGAAUAGCAGCGAAAAGGUGUUUUUUAUCCAAGGACCAGCUGGCACAGGAAAGUCUUACACAAUUCUAGUACUCAUCCAUCAAAUUUUAGUUGCCACUAGGUUUCAAGCUCGAAUUUGUCUUGCCACCCCUUCUAAUGCUGCCGUUGAUGAAUUAGCCAAAAGAAUAAUUAAUUUUUCUAAUAAACUAAAAGUCAAAAAGCUACACAGUAUCUCUCUUGUGAGAGUUGGAAAUCCAAACAGUAUUCACCCUGAGGUUAAGCCUUAUUAUUGGGAAACUUUAGCAGAUCUUCACUGCAAGAAGUCGAGCAAAACUGUACUUCCUACCAGCUUGCAAGAUGAGCUGUCAUAUUUCAAAGAUCAAGCAGCCUCACUGCAAGCAGAUUUAAAGAACGUACACAUUCCUCGCGCAGCUAAAGCAUCCAAAAAAGCAACAUUAAAGGAUUAUGAAACUAAAAUAAGAAAUUUAGAAUCUGAAGUUACGAACAAACAGGCCACGGCCAGGGAAAAGUACGAAGCAAGGUGCAAUAUAUUUGAUAACGCCCACGUCAUUUGUGGCACAUUAAACAGUCUUGGAGCAGAGAAUUUGAAAGAUUUUUUGCUCAGGAAAGAGAACAAACGUCAUAAAAAUUGCCCAUUCACAUGCUUAAUUAUUGAUGAGGCAACUCAAGCUAUUGAGGCAGAAUGCCUGAUUCCCUUAAAGUACAAAAUAUCCAAAAUGAUUUUGGUCGGGGACCACAAACAGCUUCCAGCCACAGUCUUGUCCCAGAAAGCAGCACAGCUGGAGCUUAGUCGAUCCCUGUUUGAGAGACUAAAUCUUCGCUUUGAGGAGGUUCAGAAAGUUCAGAAAGAGGAGCCAGUUAUUUCCCCCAUCAUGCUCUUGGUCAAGCAGUACCGCAUGCACCCAGAGAUCCUCUCCUUACCCAACAAUCUUUUCUAUGAUGGAAAGCUACAAAAUGACAUAUCAGUGCAAAAUCGCAAGUCUGUUCUGUCCCCCUAUCUUGUUUUUGAUAUUCAUGGAGGAAAAGAAUCUUUGCGUGUUGGUGGUGAUAGGUCUUUGGCUAAUGUCCCUGAAGCUGUUUGCACUGCAGAGCUUUGCCUUAUUGUGAUAAAAGCAUUGAAGAUAACUAAGGACCAUGUUCGUGAUCGGAUUGGAGUGAUCUGCCCUUACGCUGAACAAAAACAAACUAUUCUGGAAUGUUUAAGAAAAAGAGAACUGCACCAGAUUGAUGUCAACACAGUGGAUGGGUUCCAGGGUCAGGAGAGGGAUGUCAUCAUCAUGUCAUGCGUCAGGGCACAGGGUGCCACUGCUUCUAUAGGAUUUUUAGCAGACAAGAGAAGGAUGAACGUGUCGCUGACUAGAGCAAAGUAUGCCAUGUACGUUCUGGGUCAUUUUGAGACACUGAAAACAAAUGGUCUAUGGGAAGAACUUCACAAAGACGCAGCAGAAAGAAAUUUGCUUGUUGAUGUUACAGACGUUUCUAGGUUUUCUGACAUCGCAAGUAGAAAACUUAUGUACACGUCUAGCCGUAGUAGUUAAACCACUGUAGAAACAUAACCCCCUAUCAUUAGAUUGUGAUAAUCCAAAUGAGUGAACAUUCAUUGAUAGUUAAAUCAAUGUUGAAACAUAAAUCCAACUGUUGUUGCGGAAAAUACUAUAUGAAUGAACAUUAUAACUAGAUGAAUUACAAUCCAUAUGGUUCAUUUAGCUGCCUUUCACACACUGGUGUUCAUUAGCUUUAUGUGAUAUACUAUGUGCAAAUAUUUUUGUUAUAUAUUGGUAAUGGAAAUAAUUCUAAUGAAAAUUGAUGUUUAUUGGCUUGUAGGUGAUGUAGUGUAUAUACUUUAUUAUUUUGGUAAAUUACUUCACUGAAAUAAUGUUAAUUGAUGUGCAUUGGAUAAAUGUAUAAACUUUAUUAUGUUAGUAAAUUACUUCAAGGAAAUUAUGUUAAUUUAUGUGCAUUGGGUAAAUGUAUAAACUUUAUUAUGUUAGUAAAUUACUUCAUGGAAAUUAUGUUAAUUUACGUGCAUUGGGUAAAUGUAUAAACUUUAUUAUGUUAGUAAAUUACUUCAUGGAAAUUAUGUAAAUGUACUUAUGUAUAGACUUUAUUAUGUUAGCCAAACUUUUUGUUGGGCAGCCCCUGAUUCCACCCAGGGAAAGUAAAGCCUGAUGGGUGUAGUGCUGACAACACAAUGCCUAUGCUGAAGAAAGAAAACUCUACUUCCUCAGUGCUAUGGGCCAGUUGUGUAUUUUUUAAAAACUGUUUCAUGUAUCUGUGUAUAUAGUUUAUGUAGACAGUCCUUGUUUGUUUUUCGAUUUUCUCCAUAUUAUCUAAAGCUAUCUCCCAGUUAUUGUAUUCUUAAUGAGGUAGACUAAAAGCUUUUAUUGUACCAAGUGCUUUUUGUAAUAAUGCAUUUACUGUAGCAUUAAUGUUGUGCCUUGUUUCAAUAUCAUUAAUAUUUUGAUUUAAAAAUUAUUUUACAAUGCCAUACCUCAGUCUAAGAAUAAAAACCAACAACUUUUGUCUAUGUAGUUUAAGUAUUUAAUUAAUUUACUUUAUGCAUAAUGUUGAUCACAUUUUGAUGUAAAUAAUUUUUAAGUAGUAUAUAAUCUUUGCUUUUUCAUUAUUUGGUGCUUUCAGUUUGGUAACUUCCCCUUCCUGAUAUUUUUACAAUUCUGUAGCUGCAGCAUUUUAAAAAUUCACCUUAUUUAUGGUCUCAUUACCACAACAAACAUUAGCAAGAAGCUUGAGUUGUUUUAUUUUUACAAGCUUUUUUUUUUUAAGUAACAGUUUCUGGCCGGCUGGUUGUGGGUGGGUUGGUGAUCGAUUCUUUGAUUCUUGUAGCUCAAUUUUGACCUACAUCUAAUGUAGAGGUUUUGGUCGAACCUUCUAAAUAAAUUCAUUUUCAAUGACAUUGCAAGAUAUUCAAUUAGUCAUUAAGAAUUAAUCUAAAAAUUUUAUAUAUUCAGUAACAAAAAGGGAAGAAAAAGGAUUAAGUAUUAGGGAUUAAGUACAACACGCCAGGUGAUUAAGGUGAUUUUUGUUCACUGAUCUUUUCAUACCUGAGAUAUAACCUUAUAUGUUAAUAAGGGGGGAUGUUUGUUGUUUAGAGUUAAGAUCCCUAGCUACUGAUUUGGUUUUAAAGUAAAUAUUUUCUCAUGCAAGUUUUGACUUAAUAAAGAACAAACAAAAUAAAGGUUGAAAAUGAUAAUACUAAUUUAAAAA